Penicillium griseofulvum is the source of this 1302-nucleotide messenger RNA. Its product is annotated as Cytochrome P450. The transcript has 4 exons. Lineage: Eukaryota; Fungi; Ascomycota; Eurotiomycetes; Eurotiales; Aspergillaceae. Gene Ontology annotation, molecular function: heme binding; monooxygenase activity; iron ion binding. The record is from RefSeq and is a predicted model, not a curated record. Bases 1 to 1302 code for a protein of 433 amino acids.
AUGCUAAAUGAUAUCUUGCAUUCAAGUGGACACUAUGAUGUGUGGACUACUACUCUCGUAAUUGGUAUCACAAUAGCCCUGGCGUGGUCAUGCACUUUGUUACUGUUCUACACACAUUUUGAUCAGUUAGCAAGCUACCCAGGGCCAAAGAUUGCACGUUCCACUCGGCUUUGGUAUGCGGUACAUCUCUUUCGCGGAACAUUGCUUCAAGAACUCCUGAAAGCCCAUAAAAAGUACGGACAUGUGGUUCGUAUUGCGCCAGAUGAGCUGUCGUAUAUUUGCCCUGAAGCAUGGGACGAUAUAUAUGGAAACGAAGUCGUUCCGGAAAUGACUAGAGACCCCCGAUUCAUUCAGGAUGUGGGCGGGCCAGGGCAAUCAUUACUGAACGUCACCAAUGAUCACCAUCGUGCAAUGCGCAAGAAGCUGGCACAUGGAUGCUCAGCCGAGUCUCUCCGGGAUAUGGAAUCCAUCCGAACAUCUUAUGUGGACUUCCUCAUCCAACGACUUUCUGAAAAUUCGCAAAUUGGAGAGGUAUUGGAUCUUGUCAAGUGGUACUCGUUCUUCGCCUACGACAUCCAAUGUGACUUGGCAUUCGGGACGAGCUUCAAAUGUCUCGAGACAUCGAGCCUUCACCCAUGGAUUAAAAUAAUGAAGGAAUUUGACAAAAUCGACCCCUUCUUCAGAGCGGUCACAUAUUUUCCAUGGGUGAUGAAAUUGAUACGAUAUCUGACACCGCGAUAUGUGCUGGAUAUGGAAGGAAAGCUCGCAGCGAUGUCGAUAGAAAAGGCCAAAGGGCGAAUGGCGAGACCUGCUGGACGGCCGGACUUGCUCGAGCACUUUAUCCAGACUACAGAGGCCGUGAGCGAGGCUGAUAUUUGUUCUAAUGGGGUGGCAAUGAUAGCAGCAGGGGGUGACACGACAGCGACUUUGCUCAGUGGAACGACAUUUUUCCUACUUCAGAAUCCUCAACUGCUAACUAAAUUGUCCCUGGAACUCCGCCAGAGCUUUAAAUCCGAAAGCGAGAUUGAUCAGGCUGCCGCAGAUGGAAAUGAGCUUCUACAGGCCUGUGUUCUGGAGACACUGCGUGUAUACCCCCCGGCUGCUGUUGGGUUUACUCGAGCAGUGCCCAGGCUAGGCGCAACAAUUGCAGGAAAAUUUGUACCUGAAGGGGACGCUGGCUUGAACCAAACGACUUUCAGCAUGACAGGAAAAGCGUAUUUCGGCCAUUUGCGUGCGGCCCUUAUGGAUGCCUUGGAGAGAGGUACCAUGAACCCUGACCUAUAUACUCCCGGUUUAUACUAA